AUGGAAACAAUUGAAGCUUACCGAUUGAUUAAUGUGUUUGUUGGAGACUUCUCACGGGUUGAAGAUGCAAGAGAAAGACGAGGAGGUUCAGAAGCACCUCUUCAGCCUUUUUCAGUUUUCAGCUCAGGCGGGCCAGGCACUGCAGUUUCAUUGUGGGCUGGGCCAGGGUCCAAAUUUGUAAUAUUUAGGGUCCAGCCCAAUAAUUUUCGGGUCGGGUUGGUGCUGGAAUAA
This is a messenger RNA of Prunus armeniaca (apricot), 231 nucleotides long. NCBI's taxonomy places the organism in Eukaryota, Viridiplantae, Streptophyta, Magnoliopsida, Rosales, Rosaceae. The record is from the annotation of a GenBank genome assembly.